Molecule: messenger RNA, 1323 nt
Organism: Elephantulus edwardii (Cape elephant shrew)
Lineage: Eukaryota; Metazoa; Chordata; Mammalia; Macroscelidea; Macroscelididae
Gene: DCPH1
Product: chromosome unknown open reading frame, human C6orf211
Exons: 5
Coding region: 1-1323 (440 amino acids)
Biological process (GO): DNA damage response
Cellular component (GO): nucleus; cytoplasm
Molecular function (GO): phosphatase activity
Source: RefSeq, a predicted model, not a curated record
AUGGCGGUGUCUCCGGAGUCUCUGUCGGGACAGGACGUAGGAUCAUUUGCAUAUAUUACAAUUAAAGACAGAAUACCACAGAUUUUGACGAAGGUUAUUGAUACUUUGCAUCGACAUAAAAAUGAAUUUUUUGAGAAACAUGGAGAGGAAGGCACUGAAGCUGAAAAGAAAGCCAUCUCUCUUCUUUCUAAAUUACGAAAUGAACUGCAGACAGAUAAACCAAUUGUCCCUUUGGUGGAGAAAUUCGUUGAUACUGAUAUAUGGAAUCAGUACUUGGAGGAUCAGCAGAGUCUCCUACAUGAAAGUGACGGCGAGCUGCGGUGGUUUCACUCCCCCUGGCUGUUUGUGGAAUGCUACAUGUAUCGGAGAAUUCACGAGGCGCUGAUCCAGAGUUCACCAAUCGACUACUUUGACGUAUUUAAAGAAUCAAAAGAACAGAAUUUCUUUGAAUCUCAGGCCUCUGUCAUAGCUUUGUGCACCUACCUCCAGGAGCUGCGGAGAACUAGUGAGGAGUUGGGUGAAGAGCCGCUGAAAAAGGAAUUUCUUAAAUUUCUUCAGGUCUCUCUGUGGGGGAAUAAGUGCGAUCUGUCCCUCUCAGGUGGGGAGAGUAGUUCUCAGAAGAACAAUUUAAUGAACUUGCUGGAAGAGCUGAAGCCUUUCAUUUUGGUGGAUGACACGGAACGUCUUUGGUCAUUGCUUAACCGUCUCAGGAAAACAAGGGACAAAGCACCUGUUAGAGUGGACAUUGUCCUGGAUAAUUCUGGCUUUGAACUUAUUACAGAUUUUGUAUUAGCUGACUUCUUACUGUCCUUCAAACUGACUUCUGAGAUCCACUUUUAUGGAAAAACGAUUCCCUGGUUUGUGUCUGAUACUACUCUACAUGAUUUUAAUUGGCUCAUGGAACAAAUGAAACGUUCAAAUCAUAAGUGGAUGUCCAAGUGCGGGGUCAACUGGGAAGCGUACGUUAAGGCGGGCACGUGGGUUUACCACGAUCACAUGUUCUGGACUCUGCCCCACGAGUACUGUGCCAUGGCUCAGGUUGCACCUGACUUGUAUGCGGAGCUCCAGAAGGCAGAUUUGAUUUUAUUCAAGGGCGACUUGAAUUACAGGAAGCUGACAGGGGACAGAAAGUGGGCCUUUACCACUCCCUUUCAUCAGGCCUUGAAUGGCUUCCACCCGGCGCCUCUCUGCAGCAUAAGGACACUGAAGGCCGAGGUCCAGGUUGGUCUGCAGCCGGGCCAAGGGGAAGAGCUUGCAGCCUCGGAACCCAGCUGGCUCACCACCGGAAAGUACGGCAUCUUCCAGGCUGACGGUUCCUUUUGA